AUGGAUCCCAACGCCAACGAGGCCGAGAAGAACAUCGAGAUAUGGAAGGUCAAGAAGCUUAUCAAGCGUCUUGAGGCCGCCCGUGGCAACGGUACCUCCAUGAUCUCGCUCAUCAUCCCUCCCAAGGAUCAGAUCUCCAGAGCUGCUAAGAUGUUGGCUGAAGAAUAUGGCACUGCCUCGAACAUUAAGUCGCGUGUCAACCGUCAGUCCGUCCUUUCGGCCAUUACCUCGACCCAGCAAAGGCUCAAGCUGUACAACAAGGUGCCUCCCAAUGGUCUUGUCGUGUACUGCGGUGAAAUCUUGACCUCCGAAGGCAAGGAGAGAAAGGUCAACAUCGAUUUCGAGCCUUUCAAGCCCAUCAACACCUCCCUCUACCUUUGCGACAACAAGUUCCACACCGAGGCUCUCGCCGAGCUUCUCGACUCCGACCAGAAGUUCGGUUUCAUCAUUAUGGAUGGUAACGGUGCCCUGUUCGGUACGCUUAGUGGAAACACCCGCGACAUCGUCCACAAGUUCUCCGUCGAUCUUCCCAAGAAGCACGGUCGUGGUGGUCAGUCCGCCCUGCGUUUUGCCCGUCUCCGUGAGGAAAAGCGUCACAACUACGUCCGCAAGGUCGCCGAAUUGGCCGUUCAGUGCUUCAUCACCAACGAUAGGCCCAACGUUGCCGGUAUCGUUCUGGCUGGUUCCGCCGAUUUCAAGAACGACCUGAACGCCUCCGACUUGUUCGAUCCCCGUCUUCAGACCAAGGUCGUCAAGGUUGUCGAUGUCUCGUACGGUGGUGAAAACGGCUUCAACCAGGCCAUCGAGCUGUCUUCCGAGACCCUCGGAAACGUCAAGUUCAUCCAGGAGAAGAAGCUCAUCGGCAAGUACUUCGAGGAGAUUAGCCAGGAUACCGGCCGCAUCUGCUACGGUAUUGAGGAUACCCUCAAGGCUUUGGAGCUUGGCGCCGUCGAGACCCUCAUCGUCUUCGAGAACCUCGAGGUCAACCGCUGGGUUCUCAAGGAUAGCAACGGAUCCCAGGUCAUCCUGCAUACUACCAAGGCACAGGAGCAGGCCAGCCGCGAUAGUUUCAUGGACAAGGAGACAGGCCAGGAGAUGGAGGUGGUUUCCCAGGAGUCCUUCCUUGAGUGGAUUGCCGAGCACUACAAAGAUUUUGGUACCACACUCGAAUUCGUUUCCGACCGUUCUACCGAGGGCAACCAGUUCGUCAAGGGUUUCGGUGGUAUCGGCGGUAUUCUCCGCUACAAGGUCAAUUUCGAGCAGCUAGCUGACGUCAGCGACGAUGAUGAGUACUACGACGAUUGA
Molecule: messenger RNA, 1305 nt
Organism: Sordaria macrospora k-hell
Lineage: Eukaryota; Fungi; Ascomycota; Sordariomycetes; Sordariales; Sordariaceae
Biological process (GO): cytoplasmic translational termination
Cellular component (GO): cytosol; translation release factor complex
Molecular function (GO): sequence-specific mRNA binding; translation release factor activity, codon specific
Source: RefSeq, a predicted model, not a curated record